UUUGUAUCAAUUUUUUAUUGAUUAACAAUUUUUGCAUUUAUUUAUACCAAUAACUAGUGAUAUAUUUAUACAGCGAUUGGAAACCGCUUUUAAAUGCAGACAUAAUUAGCACAAAAAUGUGAUAACAAUUGGUGUUUGCGAUUAGUAUUGGAUUGUCUCAUGUGUUUACCUAACCGUUGAUGACAUGUCUUUGACAGCAAACACGAUGUCAUUCAAUGAUAACAAUGACAACAAUGACUCCCAUUUGAGUCCCUUUUUGAUUGACAACCAAUCGAUUGAAAUACCGGUUGACGUCAACCACGACCUCAAGAAUGGCUUGUCUUUCAACCAAUUCUUCGAUCACCUCAUGGCUAACGUGUCCAACAAUAAAGACAAGUGUGACGUCUGGAACAAUGUCUUGUUGGACAUCAUUGACAACAAUGUGAUAAACGAGUCGAUGCUAUCGGAAGUGUUGACAAUAACAGUGGAUAAUAGU
This is a messenger RNA of Medioppia subpectinata, 475 nucleotides long. Lineage: Eukaryota; Metazoa; Arthropoda; Arachnida; Sarcoptiformes; Oppiidae. The record is from the annotation of a GenBank genome assembly.